Messenger RNA from Morus notabilis, 1122 nucleotides. Its product is annotated as 5'-nucleotidase SurE-like. Gene Ontology annotation, molecular function: nucleotidase activity. The transcript has 9 exons. Lineage: Eukaryota; Viridiplantae; Streptophyta; Magnoliopsida; Rosales; Moraceae. Gene Ontology annotation, cellular component: cytosol. Bases 235 to 1110 code for a protein of 291 amino acids. The record is from RefSeq and is a predicted model, not a curated record.
UUCCAUCAAGGUCUAGGUCGUUAUACCAAUAGUAAUGAAAUAAGAAUUCGAGAGACAAUGGAAUUUAACGUUUUGAAGCCGCAAAGUAAUUUACUCCGCGAAUUUAAUUUUGUCAAAAAAACGCACUAAUUUGUUUUCUGAUCUUUUUGGCAUGUAAUGUCAAUACACUAGUAUAAAUACAACUCCACACCGGGCUUAUUCUUUCUGUGCUUAGCUUCAAUUUGAGAGUCAGAAAUGGAAAAUGGAGGAUUGAGCUCCGGCAACAAACCGACGAUCAUGGUGACGAACGACGACGGAAUCGACGCGCCUGGCUUGCGAGCGCUAGUUCAUGUUUUAGUCUCCACUGAUCUUUAUGUUGUGCGUGUCUGCGCACCUGACUCGGAACAGUCAGCGGUCAGUCAUCAUAGCACUUAUCGUCAUCCUAUUUCUGUUAAGCAAGUGGAAAUUCAGGGAGCAACAGCUUUUGCAGUUUCUGGAACUCCUGCUGAUUGUGCUUCUUUAGGAGUCUCCGAAGUACUAUUUCCUUCUGUUCCUGAUCUGGUGAUCAGUGGCAUAAACCAGGGUAACAACUGCGGAUAUAACAUUAUAUAUUCAGGCACUGUAGCCGGUGCUCGCGAGGCGUUUCUUGAUGGCGUACCUUCUAUCUCUGUAUCUUAUGAUUGGAAACCGGAUAAGAGCCACGUUAAUGACUUCACUCUCUCUGCUGAGGCUUGCUUGCCCAUCAUUAAUGCAAUACUGAUGGAUAUCAAGAAUCGAACUUAUCCACGUGGAUGUUUCUUGAAUAUAGAUUUUCCAGUAAAUGUUGGUAAUCAUAAGGGAUAUAAGCUGACUAAGCAGGGAAAAACUAGGUCAAGACUGGGAUGGAGGCAAGUUACAUCUGCAAAAUUGUUAGCAACACAAUCCGAAGAUAAUCAUGCACCAACCAUUUCAAAAGAACAUCUACUGUUCCAAAAAGAACUUACUGGCACUCUGAUGGCGGACAAUGAUGAUGAUACAGAUAAAAAGUCUCUAAAAGAAGGAUAUAUUACUAUCACUCCUCUAGGUGCCCUCACUCGUGGCGAUGCAAAUUACAACGCUUACUUCAAAGAUUGGCUCCCAAAAUGGAGUUGAGGACCGCGUUCA